UCAACACGGAAUUUGGCAAAAAAGCCUUCCCAUUUAGAGCUGCAAAAGCGUGGAAUAAUCUUCCAGACCAAUUGACCUGUGAUGGAAGUCUGCUUUCGUUUAAUGUAUCUCAAUAAUCUUUAAUAUCAUCUCUAAUGUAUUUGGCAAAUUCUAAUGGAGAUCACUUUUUAACUUUUUAAUUUUUAUUUUUUAUUCUUUUUUUUUUCAAUUUUCACAGAUUAUAAAUGUUAAUAUUUUUGAUUGAGCUGAGGCAAUCUAAGGUUUAUAAUUUUUUGUUUCUUUUUGUUCUGGUGGCCCCCAGUUGAAACAAUCCAGUAACUAUAGGUUUUUGUGAUUUUCUGGCUACUUUAAAUAUUUAUUAUUAUUAUUAUUAUUAUUACUAAAGAGCACGCCUGAUUUUCACAUGGUGUGUGCGAAGGCAUGCGCGUGCGACAAAGACUGUCUAUUGUUUAAUUUCUUUUUUCAAAAAUUUAGAUCAGGAUAAAGUUAUGAACAUAAUUUGUAUAGCUAUAGAUAAAGAAAAUGCAAAGAAAAAGUAACAAGGACUUCAAGUUUAUAUCAGAGAAUUGGAAAAUUCUUCAAGAACUAAAGGAAGAAACAAAGAAAUUAAAGCAAUUUGAAGCUUCAGCUGUUGCAGAAUACUUAGAAGACAAAGAAGAAGAAGACAAUGAACCUUCAAAGUUAAUUUUACCAAGCCAGUAUUGUGGAGUUACGUCAUCAGAAUCCCCAGCAACUACAACUGGACAUGCAAUAUCAGUUGAAAAGUAUUGUCGUCGAUCACUUUGUAUUCCUAAAUCUGACCAAGAGCAGUCAGAAGAAAUUGUGGCGAAGGAUGAAAUCGCACCUUUCAUUGACGGAGGAUGCAUGAAUACAGUGCCAUGGUUAUCCACACAAGUAAAGACUGGAUCAAAUAUACAACACAAAGAAACUUCACAGCAAAAGCCAAAUAAAUUUUGUUCUGUACAGCAGCAUGAGUUAACAUCUCACAUUCCAUCUCCACUCGCUUCAAUUUUGUAUUGCUUGAUGAAUAUUCCAAAGUUUCAGAAUUUUAUUGGCAAUCUUUCACUAGAUGUUUUAAAAGAUGCAACCAGAGAGAACUAUCCGACCAUUAGUUUCUUCAUGGAAGCACUUUCCAUUUACAUUGACCAAGCAAAUAUUUUAUCAGAUACAUUUUGUUCAAUGUUCUUAUCUCAAGAUCUUUCUACAUCUCUUCAUGAAGAGUCACCGACUUCUUUAUUGUUGAGCAUGUUAGAAAUAUUUCAUGAAGAAUUAGUACAAGCUAAAAGUAACAAAAUUGUUAGAAGUGUAUGUACGGAAAAAUGCAAGUUCCUAAGCAAAGAAAAUCAUACCAUUGUGAGCCAUUUGUUUAGAGGUCACCUUAAGAGAAAGAUGACUUGUAAAUGUGGUUUCACAAAAACUGAAAAUGAAGCUUUUACUGAAAUCCAUGUCCCAUAUAACGCUAUUGAAGAAAAAUGUAUAAUUAUGACAUAUGCUGGAUGGAAUGAACAAGGACAUUUUCUUCUGACAAGGUUUAUGUUUUCUGUCUCUGAUUGGAGCACUGUUGGUGAUUUAAAGGAUAAAUUAAUGACCGUUCUGCACAAAAAAAAAUUGGAAGUUGCUGCAGAUGGUAUAGCAUUGUACUUAUACACACCUAAAGAACUGAUACAACUUUCAGCGAGCAGCAAAAUUUUCUCAUUGAUGUGUGAAGAUGGUCAGAUUUGGGCUUUCAAUACAAUAGCUGGGGAUUUAUCACUUAACAUGAGUGUUUGUUCUAUGCACACAAUGUCGUCCACCAAGCCUGAUGAGAACCUGGUUUCCACAAGUACGCCUGCUGUAUCUAUUGUGUCGGAGCAAAACACAGAUGUCGAUGAAAUAUUACAGAUUAAAGAAAUACCAACACAAAGAAAAAGUUAUUCUGCGUUAACAUAUGUUCAGUUGAGUUUCCCAUCAUCAAUGUCAACUGUGACAGUGGUACUGUGUUUUCCUCGAAUAUGCCAUGGCUUGCAUAUAUUCGAACGAUUGAAUCGAAUCUUUGACAUACAUCAUACAGACUACAAGAAUAUUUCAAUGUGCAUCAAAAACAAAAUUGGCCAUUGUAUAUUCUGUCUAAACCCUUGCUGUGCUGGAUGUCCUGUUCAACUCAAUGACAAAAUUAUGAUGAGUCAGCAUUAUACAAUCACUCUUUUAUUCCAUGAUGACAAAUAUAAGAAGAUUCUGGCUGUUUAUGACGAUUCUUCUGUAGCUGCGAACUCUCCAUAUGAAUGCAUCACACUAAAUGAAUGUUUGAGAGGAUUUUAUGAACAACGGUAUACCUCUACAUGUCCAUCUUGCUUUAAUGAUGCAACAUGGCUUCCAUGUGAUACGAUGGUUUCCAAAUUUCCAGAGAUACUCAUCGUUACGUUUCCUAAUGGACAGGGCAAAGAGAUGUGUCUACAGUAUCCUGUAGAUAUGAUGAAUCCGUACCUACACAAACGUGUACAUAGUAGCAAUUAUUUUUUGCGAAGUGUUAUCACUAAUGAUGGAGAGCUGUCAACAUUUAUGAGGAAUGAUGAAAGUGAAGGGUGGACGAUAAAAUUUGGUGAUUCUGUGCAGUCCAUCUCCUCGCCACCUUCAACAAACAUUGAAGUUCUAUUUUACGUACGAGAUACCUCGAAAUCAAAAAUUAGAUCAAGAUUGACCCGGAGUGUACAAAGAAAACAAAAAUCGAGAAUGCUUGCUAAAGCAAAGUUUUCAGGACGAACUGGUCAAGUCAAGAGACAAUUUGGGACAAAAUCAUAUCAUCAGUCAAGUGUAAGUUCUUCUUUUAAUGGUCGGUUUACACCACUGUCAAAUGCUACGUCCGAUCAACAUAGUGUCUGCAACUGCGAGAGAUGUCACACAUUGGAUAAGAUGCAGUCACAGGUCGUCAGUGGCGUCUGAAGCACCGUUCAUUUUAGAACAAAGAUUACAACAUUCCAUGCGGAAGCAAAACUUAAAAUCAGUUGUUAAAUGUCUCAACAAUGGAGUUGAUGUCAAUUACCUGUUAAAAGGGACCAGUGCUCUCCACCUUGCUGCUGGUAUUUUUCUUUUUUGUUAACUGCAAAUCAUAACCAUUGGAUAUAUUUUAUAUAUUUUUA
Messenger RNA from Hydractinia symbiolongicarpus, 3116 nucleotides. RefSeq lists its product as uncharacterized. NCBI's taxonomy places the organism in Eukaryota, Metazoa, Cnidaria, Hydrozoa, Anthoathecata, Hydractiniidae. The record is from RefSeq and is a predicted model, not a curated record. Bases 523 to 2919 code for a protein of 798 amino acids. Gene Ontology annotation, molecular function: cysteine-type deubiquitinase activity. Gene Ontology annotation, biological process: protein deubiquitination. The transcript is spliced from 27 exons.